AUGGGGCAGUGGGUUACUUACAUGCGCCGGAAGCGCACGGAAGACAUUUCAGUCCAGAGACUCACAGAGGAACUUCGCAAUGCAAAGUACGUUGUGGCGUUGACGGGGGCAGGUGUCUCAGCCGAGAGCGGCAUCCCAACUUUUAGGGACCCUUCAGACGGAUUGUGGCGCAGGUAUGAUCCUGCAGAGUACGCUACGAUUUGGGGGUUUUGGCGGAAUCCAAGCAAGAUUUGGCAGCUGCUGCACGAGUUUCUGAAUGAGCACGAACCAGAACCAAAUCACGCUCAUGUUGCACUGGCGAGACUGGAGGCCCUGGGAAUUGUCCGUUCGAUCAUAACGCAAAACGUUGAUAAUCUUCACCAAGAUGCAGGAAGUCGACGAGUAAUUGAGUUCCACGGUAACCUCAUGAAUGCAUCAUGCUACCGCUGCGGUGCUAAAAUGCAGCUGACUAAGCAGAUGGCCAGGAACCCUUCAUUCAAGAAGAAGCUCCCUCCAAAGUGUGCGUGCGGUGGAUACUUCAAGCCGGACGCGAUCUUAUUUGGCGAGGGCAUUCCCUCGCAGGCCCUGCGAGAAGCAAAUCUGGAGGCGGAUAAGUGUGACCUGAUGCUGGUGGUCGGCACGUCAGCGACUGUGCACCCUGCAUCAGAGAUUCCCUACAGAGCCAUGAGAAGAGGCGCGAAAAUCAUCGAAAUAAAUCUGGAAAAGACAGGGCUGACGAAUCGUAUUUCGGACAUGAUUUAUUUUGGAAGGGCGAGUGAGCUGAUGCAAACUCUGGAAGUACUCGAAGCGCAGCAUUCUAGUCCUGGGGUAGAUGAUACCGCAUUCCAGCUAGCUGCGGGGGCCAUCAGUGAGACGAACUUGCAGUCUGGCUUGCCACGGGAUGAACCACAUCAAAAUGUAGAAUAA
This is a messenger RNA of Cyclospora cayetanensis, 906 nucleotides long. RefSeq names its product NAD-dependent protein deacylase Sir2A. NCBI's taxonomy places the organism in Eukaryota, Apicomplexa, Conoidasida, Eucoccidiorida, Eimeriidae. The coding region runs from base 1 to 906 and encodes 301 amino acids. Gene Ontology annotation, molecular function: NAD+ binding. The record is from RefSeq and is a predicted model, not a curated record. The transcript is spliced from 7 exons.